CUGCGAUGGCUCAUUAUUAAAGAAGUGUUGCCUAUAUUUGUGAAAAAGGAUUACAUUUACCAUGUUGUCGCUGCCUGAGGAUAUGGACUGUUACAAACACGAGCGGCGGUGUAACGCUUUGGAUAGAUGCCUGUGUAUCCUACACGCUUUCUUCGUGUCCUUCUCUUUGUUUUUUAAACCCUUUUGGGCUGCACGUUUUCUCAAAACUGUUGAAUUUAGCGCUCUUUGGACGUGAAGGAUAUUUGUGUCGUUGUUGGUCGUCGGACAUGAGACAGUGAGGUGCAGAGACCUGUGGACAGGCGCCUUUUCGCAGACAGUAUGGUACAAUAUUUUGACAUAAGCGUUAUUUUUUGUGUUACGCACUAUUGCGCAUGCCUAGUGGAAGAUUCAGACCGCUGCCCGUCGCCACUUGGCUCCGUCCUGGCCGUGAUGUAGGAGCAAAAGUGAAGGCAGCCGAGGACUAAAUAAAAAAUGCGUUGGCAAAGUGGUAGCGUGGCGACCCAAGGAUUUGACUUUGGAUCCUUCACGAAAUAGACUGUGUCAUAAACUGAAGAAUGUCCGGGCCGCCUCGUGCAGGGGCUGAAGGAGUAGUGGUCUCCAAAGUUAAAGUGAAAAAGGAGAUCAAGACAAUCGUGGAGAAUUUGGAAACCAUCCUGGGAGACCUCAAGGAUGUAGCCAAAGAGCUCCAAGAGGUUGUUCAUGAGAUUGACACCCUGACUGGGGACCUGCAGCUGGAGGAGGACCGACUGACAGACAGCUCCAAGACAGACACGCUAAACUCCAGCUCCAGCUCCACCACCACCACCACCACCACCGCCUCCAGCCUGGAGAAAAUGAAGAUCUUCCCCGAUGACUGCAUCUUCAGACCACCCGCGUUCUUCGACCCGGUCAACCCUCUGGCGGUCCUGACUGUACUGAAGAAGCCCCACCCUCCCCUGCCUCCACCCAGACUAACCCCACUGCGAGCCGAAGAUCACAACAUUAAGAAUCUGCCUCAUCCGACAUUAGUGUUAUCAGGGAAUGUAUCCAGGGCUACCGGGUCUCUAAUGAGGAAUGGCGGGGCUUUUCAAUUUAAACCAAACCGGGAUUUGUUCUCCUCCAUGCCGUGUUUCAUUGCUAAUGACAGUGGAAUCCCUGAGUCGGGUCUUGUUCCUACAUUACCCAGGCCCAUGCCUCUUCUCCGCCAUGAAAAGAACAAAUGCCGGAAGGCCCCUGGCAGGGAGUCUCGUGAGAGGGAGCGUGUACGUUUCAAUGAGAAGGUCCAGUACCAUGGCUACUGCCCGGACUGCGACCUCCAAUAUGAUGUAGACGACACAGAACUACAUUUACAGGCCGAGCUGAACAACAUGAGGCUCAGCCCGGUACAUUUUUGCUCUUCGUACUCCACUCCUCAUGCUCUUCCUCAUGAACUAAUGUUGGAAAAUGGCGGCCUCUCGGUCAGCCACAGUUUCCCGCCAACAGCAAACACACCUCUACCUUGUGUGCCUCCUCACAUGCCUUCCCACAAGCCCCAGAAAACAAUCCUACGCAAAUCAACCACCACCACGGUUUGACGCCGAACCCCCUUGUUCUGUUUACUUUCAUCGUUUUUUCUACUUUAUGAGCGCUUUGUACUCCAAUUGAACAUUGGAUUAUACAAACCGAGAGAGCAGGAGUUGGGAAAAGCGUGGAUAUAAAGUGAGUGGAAGAAAGAGAAAGGCACCGCCAUGGGCGCUGAGACGUACACAGAGAGAUCAGGAAGAAGCGGGCCCAUUGAGAUACUUGAGAUACGAGUGGAAGGGAUGCUUGUUCCAUACACUGAUCGACCCUGGUUGUCCGAGGCACGAGGAGCCAGAGCUGAGGCCAAGCAUCUACCUUUAUUUAUUUUUAUAAAUCGCUAACGGAUUUCAAUCACCAGGAGAUCAUUUAGACACUUAUAGACUUUAAGAGCACUGAACAACCUCCAGGCAUAACAGUGUCAGGGCGAUAUAACUGUGAAACUGGGCAUCAGUAAGUGUGAGUGUAGAUGAAUUUAUAGAGGAGGAGAUAUUUUUGUUACAUAGAAAUAGCUGUAAUAAAGAUGAGAAAGCUGCUGAAACCCUGUCACGAAAGUAAAGAGGCAGGUUAAGAUGAAGAGGUACAAGAUGGCGUGAAAUGAUGUCGGCCAGUAUUUGAUUGAUGUCUUCACAGACUUUUGCUCUGUGCAUACUCAGAUAGAAAUCAAUAGCUCCACUGAAGCAGUGGAAUUUGCCUUUUAAGAAUUGUAAUUGUUUGCCGGCGAGUGAGCUUCUCGACUGCAGAUAAGGAGAAAAAUGACAUUUGGUCAGUGUACGCCAUGGUCAAUCAUAGUGUAUUUUUUGAACGUUUUGAAAUAAAUGGAGAUGUGGUCGCUGAUCUGUGUCCAGACAUGUUCACCGUACAUCAAAAUCUAUGUGCUCUGGUGCCAUGUAAGAUACGUUUUGUAGAAAUACAUUAGUGCCAUAGUUACAGCUUUAAAAGA
Messenger RNA from Trematomus bernacchii (emerald rockcod), 2479 nucleotides. RefSeq names its product proline rich 16 (gene prr16). The record is from RefSeq and is a predicted model, not a curated record. NCBI's taxonomy places the organism in Eukaryota, Metazoa, Chordata, Actinopteri, Perciformes, Nototheniidae. The transcript is spliced from 3 exons. Gene Ontology annotation, biological process: positive regulation of translation; positive regulation of cell size. Bases 555 to 1553 code for a protein of 332 amino acids.